Molecule: messenger RNA, 1764 nt
Organism: Aspergillus puulaauensis
Lineage: Eukaryota; Fungi; Ascomycota; Eurotiomycetes; Eurotiales; Aspergillaceae
Exons: 1
Coding region: 1-1764 (587 amino acids)
Source: RefSeq, a predicted model, not a curated record
AUGGCAGAACCACGCAUCGUCCAUGGCACGCCCUAUGUCACCGGCAUAGCCACCGCAACACUACUAGCAGCAAACCUCGAACUCAGCUUCUGGGGCGGCGUCGACGCACAAACAGGCGAGGUCAUAGACCGAUUCCACCCCCUGAGCGGGCGUUUUCUCAAAGAUACCAUCCUGGCCAUACCAGGAGGACGAGGAUCAUGCGGCGGCAGCGUUAUCAUGAUGGAGCUGAUCCUUAAUGGUCUCGGACCUAAGGCGUUGAUAUUCGAGCGUCGCGAGGAGAUUAUAACCCUGGGGGUUAUGGUUGCGGAGGAGCUUUUUGAUAAGACGGCGCCGGUUGUGACACUCAGUCCUGAGGGCUUUCGGGAGGUUUUGGGAUGGGAUGGGAGGACUGUUCAUGUCCAGGGUGGACGGGUCUCGGAUACUGCUGUCGAUGAUUCUUCGAACGGGGUUGCCAGUUUGUCCACUGGUCUAAGGCAGUCCCAUGUCCAACUUACCGAUGAAGACCGUGCGAUGCUAGACGGAGCAAACGGCGAAGCAGCGAGGAUCUCACUCAAGAUAAUCAUCCGGAUGGCGGACAUGAUGGAUGCGACAGAACUGAUGGACGUCAGCCAAGCGCAUGCAGACGGCGCCUGGUAUGGUCCGGGAUCAGUGGCAUUUGGACAGAGGCUGCGAAACUGGGGAGGCAGAUUCCAGGUUCCCACUACGAUAAAUUCUCUGAAUGUUGACCAGAAACGCUGGAGAGCGCUCGGGAUCAAUUCGGCCUUUGGCUCUGCGUGUGACGACCUGGCAAAAGCGUUUAUCGAUAUGGGUGGGAAGAUUUCAUUUACGUGUGCCCCGUAUCUGCUUGAAACAGCGCCGAAGCUAGGCGAUUCAAUUGCGUGGGGGGAGUCCAAUGCAGUGAUUUAUGCGAACAGCGUGCUUGGUGCAAGGACACUGAAGAACCCGAACAUGCUCGAAGCCCUGAUUGCCCUGACCGGUCGAGCUCCCAAGGCUGGGGCGUACAUUGAUGAGAAUCGACUUGCCUCGAUAUGGGUGAGAGUCAUUCCACCGAAGGGCGCAGAAGACGACUCCUUCUGGCCUAUUCUAGGUUAUGCUCUAGGUGCCAUUGCAAAUGCCCGCAUUCCGGUGAUAUUUGGACUGGAACAUAUGAAGCCUAGGAAGGACGACUUUAAGGCAUUCUCUGCUGCAUUUGCUACGUCGUCCAGUGCCCCUAUGUUCCACAUGGUCGGUUUGACCCCGGAAGCCCCGACUCUAGAGGCUGUACUGCGUCCAGAUGUAAAUCCAGAAGCCAUUGAUGUAGACUGGAAGGACCUCGAUGCGAUCUGGGAGGAGUUCAACCACGGUUCAGAAUCCAGAGAAAUCGACCUCGUCUCAUUCGGGAACCCGCACUUUUCCUUCCAAGAAAUUAGAGCAGUGGCUCAGCUAUUCCAGGGAAGAACCAAAAAAGACGAUGUCGCUGUUAUAGUCACCUGUGGUCGCGCCCAGUAUGGCCUUGCCUCGCAGGCUGGUUAUGUAGGCGAGUUGGAAAAGUUCGGUGUCCAAUUCCUCCAAGAUACCUGCUGGUGCUCGAUUGAGGAGCCGGUUAUUCCGAGGAAUACGAAGACCAUCAUGACGAACUCUGGCAAAUAUAUCCACUACGGGCCCGGGCUUACAGGGCGGCAAUUUGCGUUUGGGAGUUUGGCCAUGUGUGUCGAUGCUGCGUGUAAUGGGAAGACGACGGGGGAUCCUCCAUCUUGGCUGCUGGAAGCUAGGUCUACUCACUGA